Diplodia corticola is the source of this 2661-nucleotide messenger RNA. Its product is annotated as f-box and wd domain protein. Lineage: Eukaryota; Fungi; Ascomycota; Dothideomycetes; Botryosphaeriales; Botryosphaeriaceae. The record is from RefSeq and is a predicted model, not a curated record. The coding region runs from base 1 to 2661 and encodes 886 amino acids. The transcript has 2 exons. Gene Ontology annotation, molecular function: protein binding.
AUGGCUGACCAGCCAGCAACACCGAACCACGGCCCGUUCAUCUCUCAGGCCCCGUACCUCCACGACUACACCAACGCCAAGAUGGGCACCCCCUUCAAGCUCGACGAGGGCUUCUCCGAGGACACGCGGAGCCAGAGCGAGGUCGACACCGCCAUGCGCAGCGAGCCUCAGCUAUCCGAAGCCGCGGAGGAGAGUGCCUCCCGCGUCACACUCCCCGGCUGGAUAUUGAGUCUGCCGGAAAAUGACAGAUCAGAAUUCGCUCUCGAGAUUCUGCGGUCGCUGCGCACUGCGUCCAUAGCCGCCAUUGUCGAGCGACUGAAUUCGCGGCUCCACCUCGACCCGGUGCUGUACCUUCCGCCUGAGAUCACCUUUCAAGUAUUCUCCUAUCUGGAACCGGAAACUCUUUUAAAGACUUCGACGCUGUCGAAAGCAUGGCGGGGCCGUGCCCUGGACAGUCAGUUGUGGAAGUGCAUGUUUGGUGCCGAAGGUUGGACAGCAAACCUUCGCCAAAUCAGGACUUUUGAGGAGCAUGAAAAAGAAAACAGGUCAAUAAUGAAGGAACGCAAGUCGCGAGUCCGUGGCGGCGAUGCCGAUCUCGAGCAGAUGCACACCAAAAAGCGGAUCAGAGAGCAACACCUGUUCGGUGACGGCUCGCAGAGCGGGCCCGUCGCUACAGUGGCCGAUGGCGAUGUAAGAGGUUGGGCAGAACAGAACGGCGCCAUCGAGGCCGACGAUAGCUCCGCACGCAGUGAAGACGGCAUGCAAGACAUUGCUUAUGACGGCCAGCAGCCGGGAGAGUCUCCCUCGGAGGAGAGAGUCCUCGACCUCGCUCGGCAGCUAGAGUCCCGUCCACAAUUCGCCAUCGAAGAUGUUGCCUCACCACCGCCUGCGGAUAUUCUCUACCCGCCAAUCAGGCCUUCUCUGAUUUUGUCCUCGUUCGGAGAUCCCAUGGUGAAUUGGCAGUAUCUUUACAAGCAGAAACGGAGGCUGGAAGAAAAUUGGGGUGCGGGCAGGUACACCAACUUCCAACUGCCUCACCCGUCACACCCCUACGAAUCACACAGAGAAUGCGUCUACACCAUACAGCACUCAGCCAAACACGUCGUGAGUGGCAGUCGGGACAAGACCAUCCGCAUUUGGGACUUGGAAACGCAGAGAUUGGUUGUGGCUCCGUUAUUAGGUCACGAUGCUUCUGUACUGUGUCUACAGUUCGACGACAGGCCAGAGCACGACAUCGUGGUUUCCGGCGGUAGCGACUGCCAUGUCAUCGUCUGGCGCUUCUCGACCGGACAAAUGAUCAAGAAGAUGGAGCGCGCGCACAGCGAGUCUGUCCUCAACUUGCGUUUCGACGAUCGCUAUCUCAUCACUUGUUCCAAGGACAAGACCAUCAAAGUAUGGAACCGCAGGCAGCUUAUCCCUACUGACCGGGACUACCCAAGAAUAAGCAGUGGUGGUGCCCGAUUCCCCAGCUACAUUAUCAACAUUGACAAGGAACUCCAAAACCAACACUUGAACUUUAAGCCGCUCAAAGAAUUCAGUCUGCUAAUGACUCUCGAUGGCCACAGCGCUGCAGUCAACGCCAUACAGUGCUGGGACGACCAAAUAGUGUCUGCUUCUGGUGACCGCACAGUGAAGGUUUGGGACAUUCAUACAGGCGCCUGCCUGAAGACCAUCCCCGGCCACACUAAAGGCAUCGCAUGCGUCCAAUUCGAUGGUCGUCGCAUUGUCACUGGCAGUUCUGACGAGACAGUACGUAUCUUUGACAGGGUCACUGGGGCAGAGGUAGCUUGCCUUCGAGGGCACGCCAAUCUCGUCCGUACAGUGCAGGCGGAGUUUGGAGAUAUGCCGGGCAAUGAGGAAGAGCUCGAAGCCGAGGCUCGUGCUGUUGACCAGCAGUACUUCGAAGCUAGAGCAAGAGGCGCGCUGACAGAACUUACGCGGGAGGAGCGCCGUAGGAGGAACGCUGGAUCGCGUGACCCCAGAGAAAUAUUCGCAUAUGGCGCAAAACUUCCACCGGGUGGGGGAGGUAGCCGCUGGGGACGCAUUGUUUCAGGCUCGUAUGACGAGAGCAUAAUCAUCUGGAAGAAAGCUCCAGACGGGAAAUGGGUUGCUCACAAACGCCUGUUACAGAGCGAGGCAGUUGCCAAUGCUGGUGGAGGUAGACGACGCGGCCCUGCUCCCGCACGCCUGAACCAUCAAUUGCAGCAGCAAAUGGCCGCUCUGACUGCGGCAUCACAAGCAGCACAGAAUCAAGUUCAGCAGCAGCAGAACGGCGCCGCACCAAACCAACCGGCAAACAUCCAGCAGAUACAACAGCAAGUUGCGCAGCUACAACAGGCUCAGCAACUUGUGCAGCAAGCACAGGCCCUGCAGGCACCACAGGGACAGGCAGCUCAGCCUGGUAACAAUGCUCAACCACCAGCGCAGCCCGGACACAAUGGUAACCAGCAGCAUGGCCACCACCACCAUCACCACCAACACGUCCCCCUUGUAGGCGGCACAGUGAAUCCGACAGGCAGCAAUUCUCGUGUGUUCAAGUUGCAGUUCGAUUCUAGACGCAUCAUCUGCUGCAGCCAGGACCCGACCAUUGUUGGCUGGGACUUCGCCAACGGCGAUCAAGAAGUUAUAGCUGCGAGCAGGUUCUUCGGCGAAGGUUUCUAA